This is a messenger RNA of Ananas comosus (pineapple), 2900 nucleotides long. RefSeq names its product probable methyltransferase PMT28. The transcript has 8 exons. Lineage: Eukaryota; Viridiplantae; Streptophyta; Magnoliopsida; Poales; Bromeliaceae. Bases 142 to 2262 code for a protein of 706 amino acids. The record is from RefSeq and is a predicted model, not a curated record. Gene Ontology annotation, molecular function: methyltransferase activity. Gene Ontology annotation, cellular component: cytoplasm; endosome; trans-Golgi network.
UUCACCGACACCUCUCUCUCUCUACCCACUCUUUUCCACUAAAUUACACAUAUACCCUCUUCUUCUUCUUCUUCUUCGAUUCCCACUCCCUCGAUGGCGCUCCCGCUCGCUUAGGGUUUGCACGAGCUUCUUCCCUUGACAAUGGCGGGGUUGCGACUGGGGCGGAGCGGUGCCAAGCGGGGGCCGUUGGGGUUCGUGGCCAAGGUGUCGCUCGCCGUAGUGUUGGGGCUCUCCUUCGUCGUCAUUUGGUCCACCUUCUCCCCCUCUACCUCCUCCGCCGAUGUCUCCACCAAGAGAAGUAGCUUCGGCGACAUCUCCGAUCCCGAAGUGGAGCUCCCGGGAAAGAAGAAGGAGACGAAGAAGAGCUCGAACGCGCACGCGAUCGAGGGUGGAAAUGGGAAUCGGAACGGAUCCGCGGCAGGAAUUGUGGAGGGGGGGAAGGGGGGAGGGGUAGAGGAGAGAGAAGAGGAGAAGAGUGGGGAGAAGGAGGAAGGGGAGGUGGAAGAGAAAGAGGAGGCGGUGGCGCCCAAAAAUGAAACCCUAGCUCCGGAGAUCAAGGAGGAAGUGGGAGGAGAAGAGAAAGCGGAAGCGGAGGGAUUGGAGGAAGUGAAAGAUGGAGAAGAUGAAGAUACAGAGGAUGGCAUUGAUGUGAAUUCGGAAGAGGAUGCGGCAGAUGGAGAGAAUAGGAAGAAGGGGAAGAACAACAGCAAGAAUAAGAAGAAAUUGGGGCCAUUGUUCGAUCCUGGAGCUCAUUAUCAUUGGAAGCAAUGUGGUGGAAAAAGUGGGCAUAACUAUAUCCCCUGUGUGGAUUACGAAGGAAUCGGAGGCCAGCGCCACCACGAAAGGAGCUGCCCUAGAUCGCCAUUUAUGUGCUUGGUUUCUCUACCAAAGGAUUACAAACCGCCAUUGCCUUGGCCCGAGAGAGAAUUCAAGAUAUGGUAUAGUAAUGUGGGUCAUCCGAGACUAUCUGCAUACAUCAAAACGCAAAAUUGGUUGAAUCACUUGGGAGAGUACUUGUUGUUUCCGCGGGACGAGUCCGAGUUCAAGGGUGGAGCUCAUAACUAUGUUGAUUCUGUUGAAGAGAUGGUACCUGACAUUGAAUGGGGUAAGAACAUCCGUGUAGUAUUGGACAUUGGCUGUGUAAGUGCUAGCUUUGGAGCGAUUCUACUUGAGAAAGGCGUGAUAACAUUGUCUUUAGGGCUGAUGAAUGAUCAAACCGAUCUAGCCCAAGUUGCGCUUGAGCGUGGUAUACCUGCAAUAGUGAGCAAUUUGGGUUUGAGGAGGCUACCUUUUCCUAGUGGUGUAUUUGAUGCUAUUCACUGUGGAGAAUGCAACAUACAAUGGCAUUCUAACGGUGGACGACUGCUGCUAGAACUGAAUAGAAUCCUGCGUCCUGGAGGUUACUUCAUUAUAUCUUCUAAACAUGGUGACGUUGAUAGUGAAGAAGGAAUGUCAAAUUUGAUGUCAGCAAUAUGUUGGAAUGUCCUAGCACAUAAAACCGAUGAUGUCAGUGAAGUGGGCAUUAGAGUAUAUCAGAGGCCAGCAUCAAAUGAUAUAUAUGAGUUGAGAAGGAGAAGAGAACCUCGCUUCUGCAAGGAAGAUGAAAAUCAAGAUGCUUCUUGGUACACUCCUAUCAGAACAUGUCUGCACAAAGUUCCUGCUGCUAUUGAAGAACGAGGAAGUGAUUGGCCUGAAGAGUGGCCAAAGAGGCUCGAAACUUUUCCUGAUUGGCUUGGUGAUUUACAGGAGAGAUUGACUUCAGAUCAUGACCAUUGGAAGGCUAUCAUUGAUAAAUCCUAUCUUAAUGGGAUGGGUAUUGAUUGGUCAAAUAUCCGGAACGUAAUGGAUAUGAAAGCCAUCUAUGGAGGAUUCGCAGCAGCUUUGGCAUCUCAAAAGGUUUGGGUGAUGAAUGUAGUUCCUGUUCAUGCUCCAAACACUCUACCCAUCAUAUUUGAGCGGGGGCUCCUUGGUAUCUAUCAUGAUUGGUGUGAACCAUUUGGCACGUAUCCAAGGUCCUAUGAUCUUUUGCAUGCUGAUCAUCUUUUUUCACGUCUUAAAAACAGAUGUAAACAACCUGUUGUUAUCGUGGUUGAGAUGGACCGCAUUCUGAGACCUGGGGGUUGGCUUAUCAUCCGUGAUAAAUUGGAAAUUCUCAAUCCCUUAGAGGCAAUUUUGAGAUCGAUGCACUGGGAAAUCAGGAUGACUUAUGGCGAGAAUAAGGAGGGUAUUAUCUGUGCGCAAAAAACAACGUGGAGGCCGUGAACUAUUCAAUUAUCUAUUGUUUGCCACAAUUGAGUUAAAUUAAAGGAUAAAGAUGGAGACUCUAUUUUGCAGUUGUCUAACAAUCAUUGACAAAAGAGAAGAAUUCGAACAGAUUCUUCUUACACUCAGACCCGCUUUCGGAUUACAUCUUGAGUUGGAAGUUUAUGGCGGCUAGUUUUGGUGGAUUUGACUCGACUUUGAGAAAAUUUGAUAUGAAAGCAUUCAUUGGUUUGCUUGCUUCAAAGUGUGCAUAGUUUCUCUACUCAUCAGGGGCUUGGUGUUUAUCACUGUAUUUGAAUUUUUGAAGAAGCAACUGCUGAUUAGACUGAAAUUGUUCUCUAUCUCGAGGUACGUGUGAGCGUAAUCGUGUACAAGAACUGAAUACUUUACCGAUAGGGCAUGCAUCAUGCCAUUAGAUCAUUCUUUGGUAGUUCUAUCUCCCACCAUGGAGAUACUUCAUCUCAAUGGAUUUUUCUGUUUGUUCCGUAUGUUUUUCUCUGUCGAUGAGAUGAUGAUGAUGUCUUUCUUUCCUGUGGCUUCAGUGAUCUCAGUUCUUUACUCAGAGAAGUAAUACUUGUAUUUGACAAAUUACUUUUCCAAAAUACAAAGUUUUAGUUCAGGUUAUAUUUUGAUGAAAA